GUUCCGUCCGUCCAUUUUCAUUCAUUCAGCAAAAUCAAAAAAACGACGAAGGAAAAGAAAAAGAAAUUUCUUUUAUUUGCAUAGCUUAAAUAUAUUUAUUAGAUAAUGUGAGUCGGUAUAAUUUAUGUUGUUGGUGUUAAUUUUCCAUAGCUUUAUUGGGGAGAUAUAAAAAGGACGAGUUUUUAACGGAAGAAAGUUUGGUGUAAGUUCACCAGCAUACAGAACUAGGUAACCGUUCAAAAUGGAAGAUGAGAAUGAAUAUAAGAAGCUGCCCACGGAUGAGAAAUGUGUUCACAAAUUAUGGAAGGCAAGAGUUGCUGGUUAUGAGGAAGCAAUUAAACUUUUCAAUCAAAUUGAUGAUGAGAAAUCACCUGAAUGGAACAAGUACCUGGGACUUAUAAAGAAAUUUGUCACUGACAGCAAUGCUGUUGCACAAGAAAAAGGUCUGGAAGCGGCGUUGGUGUUUGUGGAAAACUGCGGUCAUGCUGGCAAAACGGCUGGCGAAGUUAUGUCGGGCAUUGUCGCCAAGUGCAUAGCGGCGCCAAAAACCAAGACUAAAGACUUGGCUUUACAGGUCACCCUUAUGUAUGUAGAAAUAGAAAAACACGAAGUUGUGGAAGAAGAACUGCUCAAAGGUAUGGAGCAAAAGAAUCCCAAAGUGGUUGCAGCAUGCGUGUCGACUCUCAACACAUCACUGAAACAGUUUGGUAACAAAGUCAUUGCGAUCAAACCUAUGGUGAAGAAGAUACCAUUGUUACUAGCAGACAGAGACAAGGGUGUAAGAGAUGAGAUGAAGGCUCUGGUCAUUGAAAUGCACAGAUGGAUAGGUCCCGCUAUAGAGCCGCAUAUAGCAUCCCUACAAGCCGUAGUGCAGCAAGAGUUACGGGAAUCCUUCAGCGCGGGUGGUGGGGGCGCGCAGCCUACUAGAUAUCUUCGUUCGCAGCAACACCGCGUCAGAGAUGCGCCUGCCGCUGAUUCUGCUGACGGAGCGGCUGAAGACGACGACGCAGAGACUGGGGGCGGUGAUUCUGGCGAUGUGGACGCUUACGAACUCCUCGACCCUGUGGAAAUAUUGUCCAAGCUACCUAAAGACUUUUACGAUAAACUGGAGCAGAAGAAAUGGCAGGAGCGAAAGGAAGCCUUGGACUCUUUGGACAACUUAUUGAAGACCGCUCCACGGUUGGAGCCUGGGGACUACGCUGACUUGGUUAGAGCUUUGAAGAAGGUGAUAUCGAAGGACACAAACGUAAUGUUGGUGGCUUUGGGUGGUCGCUUACUGGGAAUGGUGGCGACAGGACUUCGGAACAAAUUUCAACCUUAUGCGACGGCCUGCGUUCAAGCGAUAUUAGAGAAGUUCAAGGAGAAGAAAUCGAAUGUAGUCGCAGCUUUGAGAGAGGCUAUUGACGCUAUAUACCCUUGUACUAACUUGGAAGCAAUUAUGGAGGACAUGCUAGCAGCAUUCGACAACAAGAAUCCGUCUAUUAAAGCGGAGAGCUCAUUGUUCCUCGCCAGAGCUCUGUGUCACACUCAACCCGCUGCUUUCAACAAGAAACUCAUCAAGGCUUACGUCGCUGGGCUACUGAAAUUGCUGGAAAGUGCUGACCCAUCCGUCAGAGAUGCGGCUGCAGAAGCUCUGGGUACUGCGACCAAGCUCGUCGGCGAGAAGAAUAUCGCUCCACAUAUCGGCAAGAUCGACAACUUGAAGGAGCAGAAGAUUAAAGAGUUUGCUGAUAAGGCCGUGAUACAAGUAAAGGUUGCAGCACCGAAAAAAGAAACGAAGCCCAAAGCCGCGGCGCCGACUGCCAAAGGCGACACUAAGUCUACGGCUGGAUCUACACAACCAAAGGCUGUUAAACGGCCAACUACGGGUUUAACUAAAAAGCCGGCGGCUAAGAAGCCGGGCGUGGCCAGUAGGGGAGUUUCCACGCCCCCACGAGAGGCGGAACUGUCGACUGAAGAGGUGGAUGCUGUCGCCACUGAACUGUUAGGGGGAGAUGUGCUUACAGGUCUUGGGGACGGCAAUUGGAAGAGCCGCCUAUCAGCGGUGCAGAGCUUCCAUUCCACCGUCCAGGGUUUGAGUUCUAGCGAUGUUUCUGCUCAAGUCCUAUACCGCACUUUGAACAAGAAGCCUGGCCUUAAAGAUACCAAUGUGCAAGUGUUGAAAGCGAGACUUGAAGCGUGCAAAUACAUUACGGAAAACUUUCCUGUAUCUACAACCGCAGCAGACUUCGUCCUACAAGACGUGGUAGCUAAGCUAGGCGAGGCAUCAUGCGCCGCAAUAUCUGCUGAAAACCUCACCUGUCUUGCUGAAGCUUGUGGCCUAGAACAUGUGCUUAAUGAAGGACUAACCUUUGCAAUGGACUCGCAGAAGAACCCGAAGGUGCAAUCGGAGAUGUUCAAUUGGAUGUCCAAUGCUAUAAAGGAGUUUGGAUUUAGCAUGGGCAUACGGUCCAUAAUUGCGCAUUCCAAGAAGGCUCUGUCUGCAACGAAUCCCAACGUGCGCACAUCGACGGUGAAUUUCCUCGGAAUAUUGUCUCUGUACGUGGGGCCGUCGCUCAUCUCCCACUUCGACUCCGAGAAGCCAGCCACCAAGCAACUUAUAAGCUUGGAGUUGGACAAAUACGCGAAUAGUACGCCGCCGACGCCUACAAGGCAAUUGGGGAGUGUGAGCAAGUCUGCAAGCAAAGCGUCGAUGGGCGAUGAUAUAGAAGAGACAUACGAAGAUGCGACAGAAGACGAACCGCCCGCCGUAGACGACACGCGGCCCAGAACAGAUAUCGCACCGCUCAUCACAGAUGCACUCAUCGCUGAGAUCAACGACAAGAAUUGGAAGGUUCGUAACGAGGCCCUAGACAAGUUAAAAACUUUGAUAGCCAGCUCUUCACCCAUAAAACCGUCUCUGGGCGAAUUGCCGCCUGCCCUGGUGGCCCGCCUCCUAGACUCCAACUCGAAGCUGGCACAAAGCGCGCUGCAGAUCUGCGAGAGUCUAUCAGUGGCCAUAGGACCGCGGUGCAAGCAACACGCGAGGACGUUCUUCCCGGCCUUCUUUCAAGCGUUUGGCGACAGUAAGCAAUGGAUUCGCACGGCUGCAGUUGCUUGCGUAGAAACGUGGUGCCGUGAAGCUGGCCCGGCUGCCCCCCUCGAAGGGGAGAUGAUAUUCGACGCUCUAAAGGCUGGAUCGCCAGUACUGAGGGCAUCGCUACUGCAGUGGCUAGCUGAGCAUCUGCCCCAAGUGCCAGCGAAGUCCUUCCCCCGUGAGGAGCUGACCGUAUGCGUGGGCACACUGUAUGCGUGCAUAGAGGACCGCGCCGCCGACGUGAGGAAGGCCGCCGCCGACUGCGUGUUCCCCUUCAUGCUGCACCUGGGCUACGACGCGAUGCACAAACAGCUCGACAAACUGAAGCCGGGUUCCAAGUCAGUGGUGCAAGCUGCUUUGGACAAAGCUCGUCCUUUACUACCGGUACAACCUCUGCCUUCGAAGGGCAAGAAAGAAGAACCACGUGGUGUCAAAACGGCGGGCGCUCUCAAGAAGGACGCUGAGAAGAAAGGCACCAUAGCUGUUAAGAGCAAGGGCCCCGCGAAGCCGACCUCUGCCUCCAGCCGCGGCAAGAAAGACGAUGAGGAUUGCUCGCCACUGCUGCCCAACAACAACGCGAAGAACCAGCGCAUCAUCGACGAUCAAAAACUUAAAGUGCUGAAAUGGAACUUCACAACACCUCGGGAAGAGUUCUUUGAACUGCUGAAGGAGCAGAUGGGCACAGCUGGUUUGAAUAAACAACUUGUUGCCAACAUGUUCCACAGCGAUUUUAGAUACCACCUCAAAGCCAUCGAGGCUCUCUCCGAAGAUCUGCACGACAACGGUCCCGCCCUCAUGGCCAACUUGGACCUAGUGCUGAAAUGGUUGACGCUGCGAUUCUUUGAUACCAAUCCCUCGGUCAUCCUCAAGGGUCUGGAGUAUCUGUCGCUGGUAUUCCAGUACCUUAUGGACAGUGAUUACACUAUGGCGGAGUAUGAGGCGAACUGUUUCAUACCAUAUUUAGUCCUCAAGGUGGGAGACCCCAAAGACACAGUUCGCAACGGCGUCAAAGCGUUGUUCAGACAGAUUUGCGUCGUUUACUCCGUCACCAAACUGUUCGGCUACCUGAUGGAGGGGCUCAAGUCCAAGAACGCCAGACAGAGAGCAGAAUGCCUUGAAUGCAUCGGGCAUCUGCUAGAAACGUACGGGUCCACAGUAAUGUCAGGCUCAGGUGGCGCCUCGUUGAAGGAACUGGCUCGACACAUCGGCGACCGCGACAACGCCGUACGAUCCGCCGCGCUCAACGCCGUCGCCAGCACCUACUUCCUCGAGGGAGAGAAGGUGUACAAGAUGAUCGGACAGAUAUCAGACAAAGAUUUGUCCCUGUUGGAGGAACGAAUAAAACGCGCGAGCAAGAGUCGAAGCGCGGAAGCACGACGCUCGAUGGUGGUGCCGCUCUCUGCCACCGGCAAACCCAUACUGCAGCAACCAGAGGAGGAGCCUCCACGUCGCGUCAUUUCCGUGGACACGGCACCCACAGAAUAUCCGGAAGAAGAAGAGGAAGAGGAAGAACCUCCGCCGCCAGUUAAUCCCAGGCCGGCUCCGGAGCCGCGCGUGAUCACUGGCCCGUUCGGCCUUGACCCCGAGCUGAUCGCGCAGUUGGACGCGGCGGUUCCCGUACUAAAACGUCCCGCAUUACCGGAACUGGAUCUACGGUUCUUGGACGAACCGCUGCCCGCCGCCCCCCGCCCUACCGCGCCGCCUCCUCGCGCCCGCCCCCACACCACCAGCAUGGUGCCAAUGUCCCCGCCGAGACAUAUGACGCCACACCCGCUGGUGUCGCAACAACACACGCUUUCGUCGGUGGACGAUUCCCAAUUGGCAGACACCAUCCAUUCGAUAGCGAGUCCGGACCUCAAUGCGGCCAUCCGUGCUCUCUCACUCAUCUCCGGCGCGUUAGUAUCAGGACGCGGUGCAGCGCUUGCAGCGCAUGAACAACGCUUAGUUAGCGCUGUAGCGGCCCAAGUGAGGCGUUUGCGGACCGGCGCCUGCAAUGUAACCCCUGAGGAAGCCCUGCCAGCGUAUAAAUAUUUAGCCGGCGCUCUUACAACGUUCUACGACACGGCCGGCUGCGGCGCGCAAGUGGGCGAAUCGGCGCUAUGCUCUCUACUCGGCGAGCUCCUCCGCGUAUUGGGAGCGGAGGCGGGAGCGGGAGCGGGCGCGGACGCGGAACGCUUGGUGCGGGUGCUGAACAACGUGUGUGUGCGGGUGCUGGAGCACUCGCCGCGCACCGCGUUACUAUGUGCCAUAGUGUCACUACUCCACGACUCCAUCGGUGUGUCAGAGCCGGCGUACCCACGUUACCAGGAUCUGCUUCUCAAGUGCUUCUGGAAGACCCUCAAAAUGAUCUCCGGAUGGGACGUCAACUCCAUAGACUACGAUGCGGUGCUGUACAAGAUACAUCUGUUCUACACUGCUUACCCUAAUAGCUAUUGGAAGAAGAAUCCCGAUAUAAGCGACACACCGUACAGGACAGUGAAAACUCUGGUUCAUACUCUAGUCAAAAUCAAGGGUGCUUCCAUCACGAACCAUCUCACGCAAAUACCAGAUGUCAACGAAUCGGAUCUGUACCCGUACUUGCUAAAAGUGUUAAAGCAACUCAAACUGGAUGAAAAGAAAGAGAACACAUCGGAUGCCAUAAACGGCAGCUCAGUGCUGGGCGUGGGCAAUAACGCGGCAUUGAACUCGGGCCGAUUGCCGCGAGCUUUGCACGAAGAACUGGCACAAAUACUGAAGCGGAUCGGCACUAAGGAGCAUAACAAGGAUGCUCUCGCACAGCUAUAUGACCUCAGGGAACGUCACCCAGAAGUGGAUAUUUGGACCUUCAUGCAAGGCUCAUCGUUCUACUUCCGUAACUACGUGGAACGCGGCCUCAGGGAGGUGGCAGAACAACGCAAGCUCAACUCCAUACCCGUCUACAAGCACGACUACAAGCAACACAAUAUAGACAUUAGCAACGAAAAUGAUGAGAAAUCACAUGUAAUGUUCUUAGAACGAUUACGUGCUUUACAAGCGAAAGCAGGUUUGAAGAGUGAAUCUACGCCAUCAUCACAACCCCGAACUCCGAUGGGAGACAACCGGAGUCUAGCAGAUUCCAUUAACGAGAACACACUGCCUAGAGCGCACAGCAUCGACCCGCAGCUAGAGUUACACACAACACAACCGGUAUCUCACAAGAACGAGGCAGCCGUAGACGCGCUCAGACUAAAAUUACAACAGAUCAAGAGCUCCUCGAAGAGAUAAGGUUGUCCCUUUCUCACCACACCCGGAUUUGUAGCUCUCUCAUUCACGUUUUGAUCAUCACACGUUCAAGCGACUUUACACCAUUCGGUAUUGUAAAAAGGAUGAAAUCUGCACUGACACCACCUCAACGAGUGAACUGAACACUAAUUUUGAGGUUUCAAUGGCAGUGACCAUUAUUUUGUGGAAGGAUUUUUAACAGCUACAACACGAUUUAUUACAUGACCAUUUAAUCUCAUACCUAUAUAUUCGUCGAGUCCUUAGUAUUAAAAAAUCCUAUAGUAAUUACUUUAAUGGCCUAUGUGUGUCUUAUUAAACGUCCAAUGAUACUCUCCCUCGACUAUGUGUUUAAAAAACAUGACAAUAUAUGGCAUUCGAUAUCGCCAAAGACAGGGUAAAAAGCUUAAAAAAACCACGCAUAGUGUACGACGGUAUGUGUUUUGUCAAAAUGUUAGUGUUGAUCGUUGAAUGAAAAAAUUCCAAAUGAAUUUCUAAUUAGUCCAUUAGCGACUAAUGUUCAUGUUUACUUUAAUGUUGGCUUGCUAAUUGACUCAUAAGUAAUUCUGCACCUCAGGACCCAUUCAUGUUGUUUGAAUAAAAAUAAAUAAAAAAAUAUGCAUAGCUUUUUGCCAAGUCGAGCAAUAUCGGUUAGUUGAGCAUAACUUCACUUGUUGUUAUGAAUGUUAAUGAGUAAAGUGCAAAGGGCACUUUAAAUUAUAAACACAUGCAUUUCAACAUUAUCACUUAACAUGCACGCCAAAAAGUAAUCUAGUGCUUAACAUUUGGAAUCACUUUGGAUUUGUAAAAGAAUCGUAUUUCUGUUCCAAAAUUGUUAGUUGCGAAUGCCCUUUUUCUUAUUAUAACAUUAUAAAGAGGCAUAUUGCCAGAACUAAGUUGUAUAGAACCUCCAUGAUUUUCGGCUACACUCAUUUCUAUGUAUGUAUGUUAAAAUUUAAAUACUGUAAUAAUGUGAUUAUUAAAAUACCUGCAUUUCACAUGGCUAUUCGUAUUUGCAAACUUGAGAACAGUCUUUUCUUUUUACUCUAUCAAAACAACUUACUGUCAGUAUGACAAACAGCUAAUACGAAUAACCAUGCCAAGUGCUUGCAUGACGUGUGUGCACAAUGAUAUGAAUUUGCACGUUGUUAGUAACACUAAGAAACGACUCUUGCCCCAUCAAUUAAUACUUGGAUAUAUUUGGCCUCUGUAGAUAGAGUAGUACCGAUGAAAUUUAGAUUUUCACUCUAAUUGUUAUUUUAUAUCUCUGAAUUUUAAAGGGAUUUGGCAAAUCGUUGAUUUGGAGUGCCGAAUUCGAAUUUACCUUUGAAUCACGGUAAACUAAUUUGGCAACUAAGUUUUCCCAUCCAGUGAUAAUAAUGCCAUGUAAAACAAAAAUAUAUAACACGUGUACUCAACCAUACUAUCUAACCAAUUACCACAAUAAUCGAUGUUAUGAAAUCUUAAGGUAAUAAAGUGAUUAGUUAGUAAAUAGACCAGUUGUAGGACAAUUGUGAAACCUUAAUUGUAUUGUUGGCUAAUAGAUUGAUAGGUAUGCUCCGAUUUUUACGAUACCAUAGCUGCUAUAUAUUGUAACACUGAAUACGAGCACGAAAAAAAGCGGCGAUGGUAGGUUAUCUACAAAAGAAUUCCAUUGUCAUUAUGCUUUCAAUUACAUAUUACGACCCUAGUAGUGAAAGUUGAUUGCUAUCAAUAUAGUUUUCAUUAUGAUUGAAGACUAUAAUUGAUAUAUUGUUUGAUUUUCGUGUUCUUUAUAGAGUGGGUUUUGUUUGGUUGUGUUUGAUAAUUUUCAAAGAAAUGUUUUUAAAUUGACUUAAUGUUUGAGAAAAGCAUGAUAAUGUACAUUUACUAUUCAUGUAAGUUGUCUGGAGGCAGGAUACUGAAAUCAAUUUAAUUAUUACUCUUGUUAUAGUUCCAACAAUCGCAAUUGAAAAUAGGCUGAUGGAAAAAAUUAUGUUUGGCAAAGUUUAUUCAUAUGAAACUGAUCAGUUUUAGAAUUGAAAAUGUUAGUUUUAGUUACUUCACAGAUGUGUUGUGUUUUAAACUCUUCUUUUUAUUAUAGUUCGGUUUGCCAUCAUCCAGUAGGUUUGUUAGAAAUCUUUUAAGCUUGGAUGAGGUUGGGCGUUAUGAUUUGUGGAUUCACAUAUUCUGAAGUUCAAAUACGUAAAUUUUAACAUUCCUCUCAGUAUUGGUUUUUCUACGUAGACUUAAUUGUUCAUUUCACCCCAUCACAAAUAUUUAUCUAACAUCAUCGUUAUUCUCACAAACUCGUUAUCAAUUUUAGAUUGGUUCUUAAUUUAAAUUUUAGUAUUUCAAGGGAGACUUUAUGACGGGAGUGAAGCUGUUGGAUAAGAGUUGUUCCCACAGUCAACAAGAGUGAGAAUCAUUCAUAAUACGGCUUUUCACGAUUUCCUUUAUAUAGCGGUUAGGGUCGGCGUUCACUUGUCUCAUUUUUUGUUAGGAUAAGAUAGAACCAACCAACAAUCGAUUCGACAAGUUAUAAAUGUCAUGGUGCCAGAUUCGUCAAGUUUGUUGAUGUAUUGUUUUGUUUGUCCAGGUUUAAUUACCAUAUUAUGUUUAUUACUGUUAGGUUAAUGAUCAUACUCUGUAGUUUAAAAUAUUAUUUUGCUUUUUUUACCUACUGUUUGACAUCAUUAAUAAUUGUGAACAUUUAUUUAUUGUAUGUAAAUUAAUAUUGUAAAAUCAUGAUGUAACAAUGAUGAAUAAAGUUCAUACAACACUGUAUAAAAAAC
This is a messenger RNA of Chilo suppressalis (striped riceborer), 9087 nucleotides long. The record is from the annotation of a GenBank genome assembly. NCBI's taxonomy places the organism in Eukaryota, Metazoa, Arthropoda, Insecta, Lepidoptera, Crambidae.